GUUUACAGCUACCAGGAGGAAGCGUCCCAGUCGCGACAUCGAUGCUUCCGAAUCCAUACAAACUCACCUACAAAAACAUCAACUCGCGAUUCCAAAUUCCAGUUCUUGUUCCUGCCCCUUUUCUCCCCAGUCACCAUCCAUUCUUGACCACCCGUCGAUAAAAAGAUUAAUCCUCGUUCAAUCCCGUGCUCCUUCGUUCUCUCUCUCGUUCCCUCCAUCACCAACCGCAAGAAAACCACCCGUUCAUCAUCUUUCCAUCCCGACCCAAGAAGCCUUUCCUUUUCCGCGGAUCAAGGAGCGGGCAAAGCUCGAAUCUUCCGCGGGUUGCCGCUUCUGGGUUCGCUCUUCCUUGCCGCCAGGUGACCGGCGAUGGCGUCUCUCGGGGUCCGCGGCGGCGGCGAGUGCUGCAUGAGCCGCUUCGAUCUCCCCGCCCGCCACAUCGAUCACCAGAGCCCGUCGAAGCCGUGGUCGGUGACGAUGCCCAACGGAGCGAGAUCGAGGACCCAGAUGCGGCGCGCCGUUUCGGCGGCGGCCCCGAUGGCGCCGGUCCGGAUACCCAGGAAGCCGAAACCGUACCAGGAGUUCGAGGAGGGCGCCGCGAUCGCGCACGAGAAGCUGGACGAUUGGAUGGAGGACUCGGUGGCGGAGAUCGUGAGGAACCUCCGCGGGGCGCCGCUGUUCGUGCACGUCUACGACGAGAACCGCGGCGCCGGCGCCGGCGCUGGCGGGGCCAGGGGCGGCGAGUCGAUAAGGCUAAGGACGGAGAAGGGGAUGAGGGAGGAGGAUUGGGAUCGCGUGAGGAUGAAGUGGGAGAAGGGGGAGGUCCAGAAGCCUGAAGGCGUGAUCUACGUGGAGGAGCUCGAGGAUGACGACGAGGGAGGAGAUAAUGUGACCAGAAUUUGGGGAUUGGUGGUGCAGGGGAAGGGGGCGAAUUGCGGGCCGGCUUGCUAUCUGCUCAAGACGUGCCGGGUCGGGUCGGGUUUGGGGGCGUGCAGCACGCACUUCUGCUUGAUGAAGGUGAAGAGUUUCCGGGAAUCCGCCAGAUCGCAGCUCAAGAAUUUCUGGUUGUGGUAGGUGUCGGCGAGAGGGGGUCGCGAAUGGUGACGGGAUGGGGGAUGAUCGAUUCUUUCGAUUUCGAAUGUAAGCAGCAUUCGGUGCAAAUCAUUGGGGUUGAUUGUGGAGGAUUCUUUAAUGAUUUGAGCUUCAAUUGUACAGAUAAAUCACAGAGAACAAAGCGGAUUGAAUUUUAGUAUGAUGGCCUCUUGACGGGGCUUUCUUUUCCCCCAGCGAAAGUCUUCAGUUUACGUUGCUGUUGGAGUAUUUAGAAAUCGUAAAUGGUAACGUGCUUACGGCAUAGUUUAACGAGUACUAGACUUUGCUUUGUGGCAUCUCUGGGAAUUUGAUCAAACAAGCAUAAUCCCUGAUUUAUUGCU
Molecule: messenger RNA, 1433 nt
Organism: Eucalyptus grandis
Lineage: Eukaryota; Viridiplantae; Streptophyta; Magnoliopsida; Myrtales; Myrtaceae
Exons: 1
Coding region: 370-1074 (234 amino acids)
Source: RefSeq, a predicted model, not a curated record